UGCAGGGUGAGGCUGGAGAUGACGGCGGUAGUAUACCCCCUCUGCCCGUGAGUCCCCUACCCCUGCGCUCAGCUGAUCGAGACGGGGGCUCAACCGCGUGCCAGAUUUGGGGCUCAAUUCGGGAGGCGAAACCUUCCUUCCCCCAGCUCACACCGACACCGUCAUCACACCGGACGCCUCUCGCCGGGAAAUAUUGACGGUUUGUCGGUUUGGGAGGUAGUUGAUGAAGACACGGCUGACUGGUAAUACCCAUGGCUUACACAUCCCUGGGAGAUGGGGGUGCUGGCAUUCCAGGAGGACGAUGGACCUGGGAUCAAAGGCUGGAUGCCAUGAUCUCUGAGCAUCAUCAUCAGCAGCAGCAGCAGCUGAGCAGGAAAGCCUUGCCCUUGGGCUCCUCGCUUCUCUCCUCCGAGCCCGGGGAGCGGAGGAGCAUCUUCGGCAGUCUCACGGGCGCCGAAAUCCAGAGCUCCCUGCUCGCAGCUGCCGAGAGGAGAGCCGUCUUCGGCAUGCAAGGCGAGGCCCCGGCUGCCCUGGCCAUGGAAGCCGAGAGACGAGCGCUGCUUGCGGGCUGUCUCAUGGAGGCACGAGACCCGCUGUUCGGUGGUGGUGGCAUUAGCGGGGAGGGCCGGGCGGAGGCAGAACGUCGUCUCGAGCAGGAAUUGAGGAUCCUGGCGGCCGGUGGAGACAGAAGCUGCGCGGCUCGGGGUCACUCAGGCUCCGCCGAAGGUCACGAUGCCACGGCUCUGCAGGCCGGCGAGAGGCACGAACCGGAGCAGAGUCCAAUGCACCUCAAGGAGUCGUCGCUCAUGGCAACGAGGUCCGAUGACAGCGACCAAGAUGGCAGUAUGACACCAGACACAGAUUGUGGAGCGACCACCAGCCAAGGAGGAGAGACAGAGCAGGAGACGUCAUCCUCCUCCAGACAGUAUCCUCCUGCAGCCCAGCCAACAGGCCCACAGCUGGUGUCCCCGCUUCUGCUGCCCUUCGGCAUGGCGGGAGUGGGCUCGGCGCUGGGCAGUGCAGCGGGACAGGCGGUUGGCGUGGGGCCUCAGCAAGGCAUGGUGCUCACUCUCCCGGCCGCCAGCCUGGCCAACAUGCAGGGGCUUGCGGCGGCGGCAGCGGCGGCCAGUGGAAUCCUCGCACUGCCCCUGCACAACAUGCAAGCUACCUCCUCGCUGAAUGCUCAAAUCCAGCAGUUGCACCAGUUACAGCAGCUGCAACAACAGCAACAACAGCAGCAACAGCAGCAGCAUCAGCAGCAGCAGCAACAGCAACCUCAGACUCAGCAAGCAAAACAUGGAGCAUCCCCGCGGAAAUCCUCGUCAGCUGCCAACCCAAGCCAGCCGCCAUCCAGCCAAGGCAGCAGCCUUCCCCUCGUGGGAGGCCCUCUCACGUCUCCGGCGGCGGUGGCCGCGGUGGCGGCGGCCGUCGCGGCCUCGGGGUCCCUGCCUCCCAGCGCUCACAUUUUCGCCGGGGCGCUCGCCGCGGGCCUGCCCGGGGUGGCGGGUCAGCUCAUCACGAACGCACAGGGGCAGCUCAUCGGGACCAUCCCACUGGUCGGGGGAGGGGGGUCAGGCACCGGCGCAGCGGGGAUGGGCGCCACUGGGCUGCCUCUGAGCCCCCAGCUCCUCACCAACACCCAAGGCCAAGUGGUGGCCAUGCUGGUGGGAAACCAGAUCUUGCCGGUCCUCAACCCGCAAGGCCUCACCCUAUCCUCAAUGAAGGCGCCUGGGCAGCAGCAGGUGCACGGACAACAAGGGGGACAAGGCUCCACCCCGCCUGGCCUUCUCCACGUAGUUCCCCCUGGGCCCGGGUCUCUGGCGCAUGGACAGGGCGGGCUGGGCCAGAGCCCCGGCUCGUCCGCCCCACAGUCGCUGUCUCCCUCUUCUCCGAGCGUGGGGCAGCUGGUGAACAACCCACAGGGCCCGUGCGGAGAGGUGGAUGGUGUGAACCUGGAGGAGAUGCGCGAGUUCGCGCGAGCAUUCAAGAUCCGUCGCCUCUCGCUGGGCCUGACGCAGACUCAGGUUGGACAGGCACUCAGUGCCGCCGAGGGUCCUGCCUACAGCCAGUCCGCAAUAUGCAGGAACGCCCUCCUCAUGCGAGCCGACUUGUUCCUGCCGGCCUUCGGAGCAGCAAGAGCUGGAGACGCAAUUAACGCGAGCGCUAAUAGCAGCAGCUCUCUCGACUCCCACGGGGCCUCAGGAAAACUGAACCCUGGGCUUUUAUGUCCUGCCAGGUUCGAGAAGCUGGACAUCACACCCAAGAGCGCGCAGAAGAUCAAGCCUGUGUUGGAGCGCUGGAUGGAGGAGGCUGAGGCCCGCAAGCAGGCCGGCCUCCAGAGCUUGAGCGACUUCGUGGGCGGCGAGCCCUCCAAGAAGCGCAAGCGCCGCACCUCUUUCACGCCGCAGGCGCUGGAGUUGCUCAAUGCGCACUUCGAGCGAAACACACACCCCUCGGGCCAGGAGAUGACGGCCAUUGCCGAGAGACUGUGCUAUGACCGCGAGGUUGUGCGCGUCUGGUUCUGCAAUAAGCGGCAAGCACUCAAAAACACCAUCAAACGUCUCAAGCAGCACGACCCUGCCACACCGCCACCGCCGCUGCCGCCGCCACCACCACCUGCGCUGCCAACGACGCCGCAAUCGCUGGUCGUGCCACAACCGGCAACCGGCCUGCCAAAGGUGGUGGUGACCGAACCGGGCCCUGGCACUUUUGAACACGCGGCGUUGUCGCAAGGCCUCACCAAAAUCCCAGCAGAGGAAGAAUCAUCUCACGGCUUUGACUAGCUUGGUGUGGAUUAUGCGCAGGGAGACCAGGCCACCUGGAUAACUGGAAUGGACUCUUGUUUUUGAAGAAUUAAAGAUCACUUUUUAACCUGAAGAUAAGAAAAAAAUGUUUUGAUUUACAGUGAUUUCCACUAUUGGGGGAAAAUAUUCCCUAUGCUUGUGUUUUUGGUUCUGUUUAAUUUUGAUGGUAAGGUACACCUUCGUAGCGUUACAUAGAUAACUGAGCUUUGUUUGAGUCAUACUAUUAUUGCACAUUUCUGCACAUUUUCAGAAGGUUAACGUUUUAUUGCUAACCGUAUGUCUUUCCGCUUAAAGUCUUCUACUUUAACUUUUGUGCAAAUUAUGAACAGCUUGUGUUUUUUUCUUGACAUAUAUUGGAAGUAUGGCAAAUUGAUGGGAACAGUCUGGUUUGAGAGUAUAUGUAUACACAUGCACACAAAAAUGCCAUCACAAAGCUUUAUCGACCAUCAAUGAUAUUGCCAACCUCUUGCUAUUUUCUAUGCAGAGCUUCAACUGCAGAAAAUUAGAUUUUAUGGGAAAUGUUUGACUUUUGGUCUUUUAUGCGUAUUUAAAUGUUUGUCCCAAAGAGUGGUUUCUUAAGGUCUGGCCUUUACAUUAUUACAAGUGUGGUCAGAUUUUAAUCUGAUGGGAUGUGUAUAGGUGAUAAUAACAAAAAAAACUAGACGGAAAACAAGUGAAAAAGGCUUUAUAUACAGUAUACCUGGUUGGAUGUGUUAACACUUUGCAUAUAUGUAAAUGUGACUUGUAGUGAAUAUCCGCUGCGUGAUGUUAAAGCUUUAAUAUGGAAUUACUUUAUUCUGAUGACUCAGCCAAAGAUACCUUAGCAAAACCAAAUCCGUUCAUACAAGGCACACUAAUAGCAAAGUGGUGCUCCAUAGCCACACUUUACUCCAAAAAAAUUAUAAUGAGAAUGAACACAUCUGGUUACGUGGUAGCUAUUAGAUGGAUUUUUAAAGAGUGUUUGUAAAACAGAAAUAACCCAAAGUAUGUCACAAAUGCACUUCCUGGGCUGAUUGGCCCAGAGUGUUGCCAAUAAGAGACCUACACAGCCUGCAGCGGGUGUCUUGUAGAAAGCAGACUAACUUGUGACCCUGACAGUGAAAGCAGUUGAAGAUCAUGAGAAACACAUCAUUUCCCAGCACAUUCAUUGUACGCUCUCAACCAUCGAAAAAAAGUAGAUAUUUAAUCAAUUUAAAUCAAUUUCAUAAUACGUUUGCAGCAUUGUUGUUGCAUCGCUCACGGCUGUGGACAGGGACUGCCACGUGUUCAUUUUCUUGAAGGGAUCAUCUUAGUUCCGGAGACAUCGAGUUACGCCACUGAGCAGUUCACUGCAUGUCCCGCAGCAUCACAGUGCCCCAUCACACCAUGCAGGCAUUGCAGUUGAAGAUAACUGCUGAGCUCCAUCUCCCUUUGUCACAGAUGGGCGUGAUCUUAGAAGAAACCAUUAGGGCCUCUCACGUUUAAUGUGUUGACCUCUUAUCUCAGAAUUGCCACCAGCAGUUGAGUCAGUCUGAAUGCAUUAAUCAGAAACUGCCUUGCACAAGAUGUAAAGCCAAAGGGAAAGGUUGCGAAGUGUAAAAACCGUAAACACGCUUUAUUUUAAACAGAAAUUGGUCAGCUUUAGGAAGGCAACAUGGUCCACUCUCGGAAAGUCUGAGGUUCAUUGGUUAUUGCCAGUUUGUACCCUCAUGCUGUGUUGUCAUCCUUCAAAAUGACAAAAAGGUGGCUGUCAUGUCCACUUUACGUAUAAAAUGAUCCCAAGAUUUAUGACUUUGCAAGGCCGCAGUUUGCUCCUGCGAUUACCGUGUAUACCUUUCCGAAAGAAACACUUUUAUCCACCUACAGUCAAAAUAUUCAACUAAAUCCAUAUACCAAGCAGCAAGAGUAGUUAAAAUUUUUUUCAGAGUUUUUGGUUUAUAUUGAGCCAAUUAAAUGUUUUUGAAACAGUAUCUUUCAUCAUAUGAGAUAAUACAAUACUGCAUAAUUGUAUUCGCCAUAUCAGCCUUGUAGUUGUCAGUAAAAUUCUAUUUAGAUUUGAAUACAAAUUAAAUUACACACCAGUCCACAUCCACCCGCCCACCACCAUAUAUGUGCACAGUCAAUGGUAAGGGCAUAAAAUUAGCAACCUAGAUUCUCAGGACUGCUAACGUCAUUAUUUUCCCCACGAUGUACAAUGUUUGUAUACAAGUACUAUUAGAACAUUUAGAAAUUGAAAUACUGAACAGCACGCAGUUAUAAUGUUUACCGGUGUUGUAAGGCUUUGAUGCAGCAUACAUGAGCAAACGAUGCGUUUUCUGAUUAGCAACACAAAGACGCAUAUAAGGUGGCACAUAGCAGUGGUACUUUUUAACAGCGAGGUCAUCAUGCAUUUUUCUCCUGGGCAAAAUCCCCAUACAUCUCAGACAACUAUUUAAAUAAAAAAGUAUCUUCAUACCAUUUGCAGCCACAUUUCCUCCUGAUAAUACAUUUUUCCCACCCACCAAAGAAUAUGUCCCAGUCAUGAGAGGUUCUCCCUAAGUAGUUUGAACGUUGCUUGUGUGCCAAUCACUCUGUAUGGUUCUACAUACACCAUCAUACCCAAACCAUACGAGCUUAGGUUAGCAGUGACAAAAAUACAGGACUCGUGCAUGGGACUACCACAGUGGAUGUGUAUAUUAUAUAUGCUAAAGCUUUAACCAAAAAGUAUAUUUCUGCUGUUAUAUAUCCUGUAAUGCCUUUGCAGCAAUUCCCCCAGCUGGACCAAAGCACCUCCUUUCUAUCAACCGUUUGAUGUUAUUUACAUUCUAUUUGUUUAUUUAUUUGGUUAAGUAAGUUUCUUUCAUAUCAUUUUAAAUCAAUUUUGAAGGAUUGACGAUUUAUGGGUUAAACUUUAAUGCCAAGGAAGUCAAUCGCUCUAAUUUACCUCAAACCCUGCAUUCUGAUUUAUAAAAUCCUCAAUGCUCUACCAAAUAUUGGCAUUUGCUUUCACACCUGUAAUUAUAACGAAACCCAUAAAUGAGAAUACGAAUAAUAACGUCUUGCAUUUUAGAGGGGAGUUACAGCAAUGGCUUGUAAUUCAAGGAGCCAGCGCAGAUCCUCAAGCAUCUGAUGUCUGAACAUUGGUCAAAGUGCCAAGAUUUUAAAAAAGUUAAGCAAUAUAGAACGCAACAAAUUCUAUACUCAACACAGCCUCACAAAAUACUGUCAAAAAUUUAGUGAAAAGAUUUCUUGAAAAAAAGAUGUAAGCAUUUUUUAAAAUGUCUUUUGUAUAUGUUUUUUUUAUCCAGUUAUUUAUGUGUUAUUCACCUUUCGGUAUUUCUAAACGUUCGGGCAAAAACAAACGUGCACAGCGCAAAUAGAGGGAGGCCUGACGCGGGGCUUGCAGCACAAUCGUGCGGCCUGACGAUCCCGCUCCUCGGGGUCGGCCGCUGCGUGAUCGCUCCUCAGUGACGUCACGGCACGUGUUGCGGGAACUCGUCGGGGACGUGCUUUGUAAGAAUCGCGCGGCCGAAGAACGCGGUGCUCGAGUGACACGUGACACGUGCUGCGUUUCACUGUGCUCGAGUGACACGUGCUGCGUCUCACUGUGCUCACGUGACACGUGCGGCGUCUCACCGUGCUCGAGUGACACGUGACACGUGCUGCGUCUCACUGUGCUCGAGUGACACGUGACACGUGCUGCGUCUCACCGUGCUCGAGUGACACGUGACACGUGCUGCGUUUCA
Molecule: messenger RNA, 6508 nt
Organism: Lethenteron reissneri (Far Eastern brook lamprey)
Lineage: Eukaryota; Metazoa; Chordata; Hyperoartia; Petromyzontiformes; Petromyzontidae
Gene: POU6F2
Product: POU class 6 homeobox 2
Biological process (GO): regulation of transcription by RNA polymerase II
Molecular function (GO): DNA-binding transcription factor activity, RNA polymerase II-specific; RNA polymerase II cis-regulatory region sequence-specific DNA binding
Source: RefSeq, a predicted model, not a curated record